UUUGUUUGCUUUUGCUUUUGCUUUUGCAUCGGUGGUAGAGCUUUCAUGGAUGCCGUUGGCUUUGAUGAUGAUGACGAAGACGAUGACCUUAUCAUGUUUUGGUUGACGUGGUUGCUUCCAGGUGACUGUGGAGUGUGGAGCAGCAACGAAUAAGCUUCAACAGAGGACGAACGAAGGGAAUCGGAUAAUUUCCACGAAGCUGGCGAUGAUUCAUGGUAUACGGAAAAGCUUUAGUUUCUCUGUGCGCCACCCUGCCAAGUCAGCAUCUGAGUCAGAUACUUGACACGGUUCUAACGCGCAUGAGAAAACUGUAACAAAACCGAGACGCGCGGGGUUUGCGUCCGGGUUACGCUGUCCGAGUUGCGUGCGCUUAUUUUUCACAAAGCGCGUCUCUGCGUCUCAUCCAUUUUAUUGUUCGGAGACUAACGUAAUUCAAAUUUGAUAACCCUUGUUUUUUUUUUGUAAAAUUCAAAUUUGAUAACCUAAGAGAAGGAAGGGAAGAACUGGAGUCUGGAGGAGUUGAAUUAUAACGAAGUUCAGAUCUUAGAAACACAGCCAGCAAUGGAGGGCAUUCAAUCGCAGGUGAUGGAGGUGCAAGAUCGAAGAUCAGUUGCUCUGGGAGACUUACGAGUCCUCCCUGAUGAAAUCAUCUGUGAUAUCUUGGAGAAUCUCACUCCUUGUGAUGUCGCUCGCGUUGCUUGCGUUAGCAGUGUGAUGUACAUUCUAUGCAAUGAAGAACCACUGUGGAUGGCUAUAUGCCUUAAAAGUGCUACAGGACAGCUUGAGUACAAAGGCUCUUGGAAAAAGACCACGCUGCACCGACAACAUGUACAGCAUGAAUUUGCAGAGCCUUCCAAAAUGACUUUGAACUUUGAUGGAUUCAACUCCUUAUUCCUCUACAGAAGAUAUUACAGGUGUUUUACCACAUUAGAUUCAUUCUCCUUUGAGAAGGGAAAUGUUGAAAGAAAGGAAAACCUUUCUCUGGAGGAUUUUCAUCAAGAGUACGAUGGACAGAAACCGGUUUUGAUAACUGAGUUGGCUGAGAAGUGGCCUGCAAGAAGCACAUGGACGGUUGAACAAUUAUUGGUGAACUAUGGAGAUACUGCAUUCAGGAUUUCUCAGAGGAGUUCUAAAAAAAUCACUAUGAAAUUCAAGGAUUAUGUCUUGUACAUGAAAAUUCAGCAUGAUGAGGACCCUCUAUACAUUUUUGAUGAUGAGUUUGGGGAAGUUGCACCAGGUUUGUUGAAAGAUUAUAGUGUGCCUUAUCUAUUUCGAGAAGACCUUUUUGAUGUCUUGGAUAGAGAUCAACGACCACCUUUCCGAUGGCUAAUUAUUGGGCCAGAGAGGUCUGGUGCAUCUUGGCAUGUUGAUCCCGCCCUUACCAGUGCUUGGAAUACUCUUUUAUGUGGGCGGAAAAGGUGGGCAUUAUACCCUCCGGGUAGAGUACCAGUUGGUGUCACAGUACAUGUAAAUGAAGAAGAUGGUGACGUAAAUAUUGAGACUCCAACAUCUCUACAGUGGUGGCUUGAUAUUUAUCCCCUGCUUGCGGAAGAAGACAAACCAAUAGAGUGCACCCAGUUACCUGGUGAAACAAUUUUUGUCCCAAGUGGGUGGUGGCACUGUGUGCUCAAUCUGGAAACAACCAUUGCUGUUACCCAGAAUUUUGUAAAUUCAAAAGAUUUUGAAUUUGUAUGUCUGGAUAUGGCUCCUGGUUAUCAUCAUAAAGGAGUUUGUCGUGCUGGAUUGCUUGCUGUUGAUGAAAAUACUUUCACAGAUGCCAUAGGGAAUGCAUUCCAUGAUGAAGAAUGGUUGACCAACCCAGCAAUCAUGAGGGAAGAGAAAUACAAACUGAAGAAUGAUUCUGAAGCUGGAGAAGACCCACUUGUUGAUGAUAAUGAUGAAAAAAAUACAAAUGGUUUCUCUAAAGGUUACAGUAACUUGCAAAAUCAAAAUUUCUCUUAUGAUAUAGAUUUCUUAUCCAUGUUUCUAGAGGAUGUGAGAGACCACUACAGCUCCAUAUGGAGUCCAAGCAAUUGCAUGGGUGAAAGAGAAAUGAGAGAAUGGUUACACAAGCUUUGGGUUGGAAAACCAGGGAUGAGAGACUUAAUAUGGAAGGGUGCUUGUCUAGCAAUGAACACAGACAAAUGGGCAUCAUGCAUGGCAACAAUUUGUGCUUUCCAUAAUGUGCCUGCUCCUUCAGAUGAUGAGAAGUUUCCAGUUGGCACAGGUAGCAAUCCUGUAAGUGAGCCCCUGGUUUUUCUCGUCGAUGGCUAUGUAAUUAAGAUUUAUGUUGAAGGAGGGCUGGAAUCUUCUAUCCAUGGUUUGGGUACUGAGCUUGAGUUCUAUAGUCUGCUUUAUAAAGUCAACAGCUCCCUGAAAGAUCACAUUCCUAGUGUUUUGGCAAGUGGAAUCCUCAUCUAUGAAAAUGGGUCUUAUAAAACUGUACCAUGGGAUGGAAAUGGAGUUCCAGAUGUAAUUACCAAGUGCAAUCUGGUUCCAGGGAAGUCUGCAGAAAAUGGUUUCCCUUUUGGCGUAUGGAGCAAGCAACAAUUUGAAUAUAGAGAAGCUGGUAUUCCAAUUCACGAAUUGGUUAAUCCUGUUGCAAGCACAAAGAUAUGGCCAUAUAUAAUUACUAGAAGAUGUGAGGGGUAUAUAUUUGCUCAUUUAAGAGAUGCUCUAUCAUGGGAUGAUGUCCUAAAUCUGGCUUCAUUUUUGGGAGAUCAACUGCGAAAACUUCAUCUCUUGCCCUUGCCAUCAUUACCUGAUUCCCUUUAUUCAGACAAUGAAAAGAAGAUGAAUUUGUCUUCAGUGAAUUCUAUUCUGGGGGUCUCUCAACAAUCCAGUGUUCCAGUAGAAUGGGGUCUUUUUAUUGAAACUCUCACUAGGAAGAAGAAGGAUGUUUCAAGCCGCUUGGCUAAAUGGGGGGAUCCAAUACCAAGCAGCCUGAUUGAUAAAGUAGAAAAGUACCUCCCUGAAGAUUUUGCAAUGUUGAUAAAUUUGUCCAAGGAUGAAAAUGGCCUACCCAAGUCUCCUACCUGGAUACACAUGGAUAUUAUGGAUGACAAUAUUCAUAUGGAACCAUGUUUUCUUGGUUCUUGCUUGAAUGAGAAUGGGCCCAAUGCUAACGGGGCUAUGGAUUGCAGUAGUGGCAAUGGAGAGCAGAGAAAAUGGCGCCCCAGCCACAUUCUAGACUUCAGUGACCUUUCUAUAGGUGAUCCACUUUUUGAUUUGAUUCCUAUACAUCUGGAUGUCUUCAGAGGAAAUUCAUAUUUACUUCAGCAGUUUCUAGAAAGCUACAGACUUGCCUUUGUGAGAAGGAUAUCACAGGAUGGACCAAUGGGAAGUCAGAAUAAGUUUAGCAGAACCUCAUACCGUGCCAUGUGCUACUGUAUCUUGCAUGACGAGAAUAUAUUAGGAGCUAUCUUUAGCCUAUGGAAAGAACUGAGGUCUGCAAAUUCGUGGGAAGAGGUUGAAGAAGCUGUCUGGGGUGAUUUGAACAAGUACGAAAGUUUCUGUUAGUGCUGUUCCUCACAUUCCUCAAACUCAGCCUAUGAGCAGAAAGUCCCUGCUGAACAAUUAGCAACUGUUAAUAUGCUGCAGCUGAUGGGAAGUGGUGUUUUCAAAUAUUACUUGUAGUGCCUUUUCUAUGUUAUAUUAUAAUUUUUUCUUAAUUUUAUUUACACUUAGUCAUCAUAUGUAUCAGCUAGAGAAAGUUGUAAACGGUAAAUUAUAGGUUAAUUUUUUUGUCUUCCCUUAAAUCGUGAACUAUGUAAACUAGUAGCUCUCAAGUUCAAUAUCUCUUCCUACCCAAAUAAUAAUAAUAAUUUUUAUUAUUUAACCAA
This is a messenger RNA of Macadamia integrifolia, 3842 nucleotides long. Its product is annotated as F-box protein At1g78280-like. NCBI's taxonomy places the organism in Eukaryota, Viridiplantae, Streptophyta, Magnoliopsida, Proteales, Proteaceae. Gene Ontology annotation, molecular function: protein binding. The record is from RefSeq and is a predicted model, not a curated record. The coding region runs from base 562 to 3519 and encodes 985 amino acids. The transcript has 16 exons. Gene Ontology annotation, cellular component: cytoplasm.